Molecule: messenger RNA, 510 nt
Organism: Funneliformis caledonium
Lineage: Eukaryota; Fungi; Glomeromycota; Glomeromycetes; Glomerales; Glomeraceae
Source: the annotation of a GenBank genome assembly
AUGUUAAUUCUUUUAACAUUAUGCAUCAUAUAUACAAGUUACUUUUAUAUUAGUUAUUUCACACGUGAGAAUCCAUUACCUGGUCCAGUCCCUUUACCCAUCAUUGUUAAUAUCUUGGAUAAAGGUUUCGAUGAUUUCGUUGAUUACACGGAACGUAUGAGAAAAAAGUACGGUGACAUGUUCGAAAUUUAUUUUGGACAAACCAAGUUCAUCAUGUUGAGUAAAUUCGAAUACAUGCAAAAUAUGUUUGACGGUUCAUCUAAUUCAAAAUACCUGAGGCGUGUUCCAUACAUACCCGGUUUGGAAGAAUUAAAUAUUUCGGGGAAAGGGGUCGCGUUUAACCAUAAUGUAAAUAUUUGGAAAUAUAAUCGACACUUCAUUUCACGAGCGUUACUCACCCCUAGUUUCUCCAAAUCUGCUGUCAUUUGGACCCAAAAUCUAGUUGAGGAAAUGAUGGGCUUUUGGGAAGAUGGAUCUAAUAAUGAAGGUUUUUUGAAACCGACAUCGUAG